This is a messenger RNA of Chironomus riparius, 17149 nucleotides long. The record is from the annotation of a GenBank genome assembly. NCBI's taxonomy places the organism in Eukaryota, Metazoa, Arthropoda, Insecta, Diptera, Chironomidae.
UUCCAGGUUUAAUUUAACGUCUGAGACUUAAUUUGAAUGAAAAAACAGUUUUAUUUUAAUUUCGAAAACCUUACGAAUUUUCGAUUACUUGUCAGUCGAGUAGUGAAGUUCAGUGAAAAUAGACAGUGAAUAUGAACCAGGAGGAAAAAAAGUGAUUUUUUCAAUAAAUUAAUAAUAAAUUAAUGAACAAUUAUCAAAAUAAAAAAUAAAGUGAAGAAAAAAGAAACAUUUGUGAAAAAAAUUUAUUUAAAAUUAAGAGUGUAAGUGUCAAAAAAGAAGAAAUUUUUGUUUUUAUGUCUACAGGAAAGCAAAAAGAGGGAAGAAAAAAGAAAAUUUCGCAUGGAGUUUUUCUUUCUUUUCUUUUGAAAAUGCAAAGCACAAAAUAUUAAUGUAAAAGAAAAAAAAAUUAUGAAUGUUGAGUUCAAAGGAAAUCCAAAAAAAAUUCCCAGCAUUGUAAUCAGAGGAUCAUCUAUUUCAGCUUUAUGAUUUUUAACUACCCCUUAGCGAUCAUCCAACAGUCAUCAAAUUAUUGUUGUUAUAUUAAAGUUUUUUUUAAUUUAAUUUUUUUUUUGAAAUUAUAAAGUGAAAAAAAAUUUGUGAGAAAGUUUGAAAAAAUUUUUCUUUUUGAAUUUCUCAUGAUUAAAAAAUAAUAUGAAAAUGAAAUAAGAAAGCAUUAGCUUGUUCAAAGAAUAUAUAGUGUAUUCUACUAAUUUUUAAUUGAGUUUCAGUUUAAUGCAAAAAAUGGUAAAUUUCUAAAUAAUAUUUUAUAUCAAUUUCAGUGUUUAAAGAAAAAGAGAAAGAAAAAAAUUGUGUCACAAAAAUAAAUAUUCUUCUGGAAAUAAAGUAUAAACUUCAGCAAGAGAAGUUGAAUGAAUAAGUUGAAAAUAAGAGGAAUAACAGUGGAUGCAAAAGAAAAAAGAAAAAUUGUACGCAAUUAAAGCAGAAAAAGAAGAAGUAUGGAAAAGUUUGUAAUUUUGAUGUAAAAAAGAAAGCAGAAAUUGCUAAUGAAAUCCAAAUAGCUGCAUAUUCAGCUAUUGAAAAGUGUUUAAUGGAAUAAAAUGAAAAUUUUCAACCCAGUGUAAAAGAAAAAUUUGAGAAAAUCGUGACGUGCCAAAAAAAUAAGUGAAGCAGAAAGGAAAAGAGAAGAAAAAAAAUCUUGAAUAAAUUCCAAAAAAAGUUGAUCUCUUAAAAAUAAGAAAAAAAGGAGUAAAAAAAAGUAUCCUGCAAUUAAGGAAGAAAAUAAAAAAAAAUAUAGAUCUAAGGUACGGUCGCGUCAUUGCAGAAAAGUACACAAUCAAGUUCGGAAUUUGAUCGCGAAGCUGAUAACGUAUUAUAAAAUCGUGAUAAAAGACGCGCAAAAAGUAAUUGUGAGUUGUGUAUAAUUGUGUCCGAUAAGACGAAGGCCUCCUCCAUGAAUCAGUUGUGGCAAAAUGGUACGCGAGACUCGUCAUCUUUGGGUUGCAAAUUUACCCGAUAAUACACGCGAAGAUCGAAUAAGGGAGCACUUUCAAAGAUAUGGCAGAGUGCAAAGUGUUAAAAUUAUCACAUCAUCGGGCACAGUACCACCAAUUACAUCAACCACAGAGUCGCAAGCUGGUGAACACAAACUGGUCGUAUCGUCUUCCACACACCAUCAUCACCAUUCAUCAAGCAUCGGAAAAUGUCAUCAGACAAAUAGCAACAAUAAUAUUAAUAAUAUUAAUUGUAGUAAUAAUAGUAACGCAUCACAACCCACCGUUGGAUCAAAUUCACUACACAAUAAUAAUAACCCAUUGGAACAAUCAAAUGGAACAAUUGGCGGUGUCACUAGUUGUAGUAUUCUUAGUAAUGUCUCUAGUAGUAAUUCAUCAUCAUAUAAUGGAAUGCCAACAGUUGGCAUAUGCGCGACAGUUGCAUUCAUGGAUAUUAAGUCAGCAUCGAAAGCUCAUCUCGCCGAGAAUAAAUUCGAUGAUCGUAUUCUAACAACAGAAUAUUAUGAACCGACAGCAAUGCAACAGCAUAGUACAUCAACAAUGGGUGAGGGUGGUAGUAGCAUAGUUAUUAAUAAUAAUAAGACGAACGAUAAUACUGGUGAUAUGAAACAAGAGACAACAGCUACAAUACCACACGGACGGUAUACAUCAACAUCAAGUCAUGGAUCAUCAGACGACCAUUCGCCAGGUUACGACAGGACGAAUUUUUAUGAUCGUGUGAGUACAAGUCAAAGCGGAAAUCGUAAUACUGAAACGUCGACAACUGAUUUUAUUCGACGUAAUAGUUAUCAUUCAAAUGAUAUUAGAGGCCGGCAACGAGAUCGUCACUUUAGAAAUAGUCCUUAUUCAUUAAUCGUAGAUAGAUCAAAUCAAAUUAGUCAUCAUAGAUUGACGUCAAAUACAUGGUACGAGACGUCUCCAUCAUCGUCGAGCUCACGUAGCCAUUAUAGUCAAACAAAUUUAAGCAACUCCAAUAAUACAGUUUUUCAACAACCCGAUUCAUCAUACGAUCGUCAUAGUGAUUUAAGUGAUCAACAGACAUCAUCACCUAGUGCUGUUACGACUUCAAAUAGCAAUAAUAUUUUAAAGGACUCCAAACUCCUGACGACACAAACGCAAGCACUUAUAUCAGCAACUGAACCGCCGUACAAAUCUAAAUUGUUGGUAAAUAAUCAUCAUCAUCACCAUAAGUCAAUAAAGUCGAGAUCGGGUAGUGAAUCACCAAUAAGUAACCGAUCAUCAAGGUCGCAUUCUAGAAGCCCAAGUAGUUGUAGUUCAACGCAUAGUAGUAGCCCAACAUCAUCUCGAGAUUCAAAUUCAAGUCCAAUUUCAAUAUCGGCAAAUACUGGUGAUUUAAUUACUCACAAUACACCGUCCGCUCAUCAUCAUUCACAUCAUCGACAUCUUAAAAAUAGUUCGAGUAAGUCCUUAUCCGGUAGUUCACAUCACAGUCAGCGUCAUCGGAGAAACCUUCAAGCGUCAUUAUCAAACGUUCCAUUACAAAGUUCUAUCGACAAACCUGCAAGUAGUACAUCUUCAUUAUCGUCUUCUGGAAGCCUAAGUGGAUCAAAUUCACUUGGAUUUUACUCGGAAGACAAUAGGCCAUUAGCAAUUUGUGUAAGAAACCUGCCUCUUCGAUCAUCCGAUACGUCACUGAAGGAUGGCUUAUUUCAUGAGUACAAAAAGCAUGGAAAAGUGACGUGGGUGAAGGUUGUCGGACAGAAUCACGAUCGAUACGCUUUAGUGUGCUUCAAGAAACCAGAAGAUGUCGAUAAAGCAUUAGAAGUUUCUCAAGAUAAGUUAUUUUUUGGCUGUAAAAUUGAAGUUCAACCGUACCAAGGCUAUGACGUGGACGAUAACGAGUUUCGUCCAUAUGAAGCCGAAUUAGAUGAAUAUCAGCCAAAAUCUACCCGCACACUGUUUAUUGGUAAUUUAGAGAAGGACAUUACCGUAGCAGAAUUAAGAAAACAUUUUGAGUGUUUUGGUGAAAUAUUAGAAAUUGAUAUAAAGAAACAGGGCUCAUCACCAUACGCAUUUUGUCAAUACGCUGAUAUUGUUUCCGUUGUUAAAGCUGUACGUAAAAUGGAUGGUGAACAUUUGGGCUCGACAAGAAUAAAAUUAGGCUUUGGAAAAUCAAUGCCCACGACAUGUGUGUGGUUUGAUGGUAUUGCCGACAGUGUGACUGAUCAUUAUCUAAGUCAACAGUGUUCUCGCUACGGAACUGUACAAAAAGUAACUAUUGAUAGAGAGAGGCGAAUGGCAUUAGUGACAUUUGAUCAAAUACAGUCAGCGCAACAAGCAGUUAAAGAAAUGCGUGGUAUACCAAUGCGUGGUCGUAAAUUACAGGUUGACUUCGCUUCACGAGAGUGUAUUGAUGCAUUUUAUGCGCGACUAGAAAAACAUACAAAUGCAACAAAUAGUUCUAAUUACGAAAUGUCUACAACUCCGGGAACUAAUUGUAAUAAUCGUUAUUUAACAAAUUUAAGUCGAUCGAGGGCGAGUAGUUUUAGUCGGCCUGGUAAUCCAAUGAGUGGUACAGCAUCACCAACAAGUACACCUAGUGCCGGCUCAACACCAAGGCACUUAUCAGCGGGGAGUGUGUCGAGGAAAUUUCGAUAUGCGACUGGAUCGCCUGAAUUUUACGAUUCCACUGAAUAUUUAGAUACCUAUGGAACUUAUGAUCCAGAUCGAGGAGUCGAUUCAGAUCAUAUGACUACAAAUGAUGGUGAAGCAACUUUGCUAUCUCGUAGAAGAUGUGAUAAAAGUCCAGUUGAAAGGCCAAGAGGAGAGUCAGAAGGACCUGGAGUUGUUUCAUCUGUUUUGCGACGACGAUGUGAUAGAAGUCCAGGUGAAAUGAGAAUUUUAGAGAGUCAAAGGCACAAAAUUCUCGAUCAAUUGGAAAAAUGUCCGUCCAGUGGCGAUGAAGCCGAAAGUCCAAAAAAGCGUGCAAAAUAUAGUCAAGAAGUUGAGGAUCACCAUCAUCAUCACAAUAAUCACCAUGAUUCAAGUACAACAAAUUGUAAUGGAAAAGUCCUUGAUCAUCGGGAGCACUCCUCAUAUAAUUCCACUUAUAAUCACCACCGUCAUUAUCAUAAUGAAUUAGCUCAUCGAAAGACUGUUGAAAUUAGACGAUUAUCAGAUUGUAAUAUAAAACAUACAGCGAGUGUUCCAGGAGGUGCAAUGACUACUAAUUUUACAAAAACAAGUCGACGACCGUCCACAGAUAGUUUAUCAAGAUAUUCAAAUACACAAGUUGAAAACUAUCAGCUACAUAAAAGAAGAAAAACGUCGGCAGGAGCAAGCACAUCUAGUUCAUCUUCAUCAAUGACAGCAAAUGAGUUGGAAAUUAAAAGUCGAAUACAUCCCAUUCAAUCCUUUGAAACAUCAGGUGGUGAGAGUGAGCAUGGCUCAAGACCUGAUACACCGCUUUUUGAUGAGAAACCAGACAAUGCUCCUACAGAUCCUCGUCAAAACAGACCGAGAAUAUCAAGAGAACCACUUAACCUACCGCUUCCGAAAUUCGCUCAAGGAUUUCACCAACAACUACGUCAAACCAACCAGCUACUACCAUCAUCGCAUGCAAUAAUGAAUGUAGAGAAAUAUGAAAACAGUACAUUAACGUCUGCAUUUGCCCACCAUUCUAGUCUUAUACAUAAAUCUAUUAGCCCAUCACCUCAACAUCAUCCGGAGAGAUCGCGUUCAAAUUCAAUAAUGCCACCUAUAUCAAGCGGGAGUUCAAUAUCAGAAACACUCCUCACAAGUCCCCGUCCUCCAUCACUUACAUCGAAUUCAAGUGAUUCAGAACAGGAACUUUGUACAAUCGGUGUUGGUGGACUUAGCACCUCUCCAUCACUAGAGGAACGACUAAAGAAAUUAUCUGAAGACUAUGACAGUUGGAGUAGCAAUGGACGAUCGUCUUCAUCAUCACAUUAUAUGAAUAAUUUAAAGCAUUCAGUUCCAGAAAUUCCAAUACCAGAAACACCAGAGCUACUAAGGAAUGUCUUAAAAAAUUCAAUGUUUGAUGAAGAUAUGAAACGACUGGAAAACAUAAAUACCCAAGCACCUACAUCUACUAGUAUUAACGUAAAGAACAAUUUUGGAUCAUUUAAUUCAAACCAUAUGAGUCUUACUGGAACAUUGUCGCCUCUUAUGAGUAUGAGUCCAAUAUGUUCAAUUUCAACAGUGUCAGCAGCCGUAUUGCAUUCCGAGUCGUUAUUGAGUGGAGCAACAUUGGGAAAGUUGCAUAUGCCAGCUCAACAACAACCAGUAAUUACAACAGUGAUUCAACAUCGACUUGGAUCAUCAAGUACUGGCUCUCCAAUGAAUAGUCCAAAUACAUCAUCUCCUUAUAAUAGUCCGAAUCCAUCAUCAGCUUCUUCAAUAUCAUCAUUAAAAGGCCUUCAAUAUCCUUUUCCUUCACACACAACAACAACGACAUGUAGUUCAGUUGUCUCAAAUAAUACAUCCACAAGCAUUGUCUCGACAUGUUCAACUUCGACUUCAGUGUCAUCAGUAACGUCAAUUAAUCCAGCAACAUCAAUAGUAUCGACAACAGCUACAGUAAGCUCACAACAGAAACCAAAGACAUGCACAUUGAGCAAAAGUGUUUCACAGCAGGAAUCACCAUCUGCCACAACAGGAACUAAUAAUAAUCAUAGUAAUAAUAAUUUUAAUGCUAGUUUUAAUAAAAGUAGUACAAAUAAUCUUAAUAAUAAUAGUUCUAACGAUAAUCCUACGACAUCGAAACAGUUAGUGAAAAGUAUAUCACUUCCAAGUUGUGGUAGUUCUGUUGGUGAAACUGAAAAUAUUAAAAUUGAAGAGAAGAAAAUUGAUGUGCAUGAAACAGGAGUGAAAAGUCCUAAUGAUGACAUUAAGAAAGAGCAUGAAAUAGUUGAGAAGAAAAAUCAUGUAAAGGAUCGUCGAAAGAAUAGUGAAAAUGACGAGAUACAUGCUGUUAAAGAUGAUGUUAAAGAGCACAUGAGGAAAGAAAAAGAGCCAUGUAGAAAGGAGAAAGAAGGCAAAAAGAAUCGUGAGAAAGAAUUUGUUGAAGAGAAAAAGAUAAAAUCAGAAGCAGCUGUACUAAAAACUAUAUCAAAGAAGACUAAAGCUGAUGAUAGCUGUUCUGAAGACAAGAAAGAAGGAAUCUUUGAACGAGCGCCAUCACCAGGUUUACUACAAAGAAAAUCAAGACGAGCAAGCACGGAUGAUAUGUCAGGAGUUGACUCGUCUGCUGAAACAGUAAAUCAUUUGGAAAAUAAUAAGUCACAAGACAAAAAAGAUGGCAAGCACCAUGAGGCAAAUAAAAACAACUCGAAACAUCAUCAUCAUGUGCACAAAGAGAGAAAGAACUCGAUUAAGGACAAACUUCAUAACAACGAUGAGGAUUUGCAUACAAGGACAGCAAAGCAAAAUGAUUUAAAUUCUUCAAAAGAUUCCAUUUUUGAUGAGCUGAAAAGAAAUACAAAAGAUAAUAUCAUUAAAACUAAUGAUAAGGUGCAUAAAAAUAAGAAGCAUCAUCACCAUCAUAGAGAUAACGGUAAUAAAGAUAAAGAAAAUCAAACACACCAAGUCCAUCAUUAUAAUGAUAUCUCAAGUGCAAUAAUAACGGAUGAUGUAAUAAAUCGAUCAAGUGAUGAUGAUAAUUUAUCGCUGAAGCAUAAUCAUAAUGGAAAGAAACAAGAUUUUUCUGAUCAAGAAAAUGAAAUAACAGCUAAUCAUAAGAAGCACGAUGAUCAUCAUGGGAAGUCUCCGGAUGAUAAUCAUGGCAAGAAAAAGUAUCAGAGGAGGAAUCUUAAUAUAAGCAUUAGCACCGAUGAUUCUGAAGAUUCUGAUGGCAAUAAUAAGAAAACAUCAUUUUUUGACAUUCUUGAUGAUGGUCCAAACAUUUCCAUGUAUGAUAAGGUGAAAGCUCGUUCCUGUAAAAAUCUUAAAAAGCAAGAAGAGGAAAAGAAAAUCAAGGAUAAGUUUACAGCACUAAAACAAUCAAGAGCUAAGCGUGAAAAGAAACGAUUAAAUACAUCUGAAGAUGAUAGCGAUAGUGAUAUGCACGACACAAACAGUAAUGAUAUGUUCCUGAGUAAAUUCAAAAAGUCACAUCUUAGUGCGACUGAUGAUGAAAUGAGAGAAUCGGACGAUGAAAUUAUCACGAAGAAAAAUCACAAGAGUCGUAAUCAUUUAAAUAUUUGUGACGACGAAAGUUCUGAAAGUGGAAUUAACAUUCACGAUGGACUUCGGAAGAAAAACAAGUUCUUUAAUCGUAAAAAUUCUCGAAUUGUCAUUGAUUCAUCUGAAGAUGAUAUGCCAGUGAUGAAUGAUUCCAUUGAAAUCAAGGAAGAACCAAUUGAUAGUUUUGAUGAAUUAAAGAAGCCAGAAGAACAUGAAUUUGAAAAGAAUUACAAUAAGCACGGUUCUAAGAAACGUCAUCAUGAUAAAGUCAACAAGGAUGAUAAGACAAAUAAGAAGUCUAAGAAAAUUUCAAAAGAACAUCACAGAAAGUCAACAUCUUCAACUGACAGUAUGCAAAAGAGGGAAGAUGACAUUUUCGGUUCAGUUUCUGAAGAAGAUCAUCCAAUAUCAUCAAUAAUUAAGCCUGAAAUAAAGAAUGAUUUACAAGUUGUUCUCACUGACAUCAAAAAGGAAAAGAUUGAUGAAUUAAUUGGAUCUGAUACGCUUGAAGUUCUAACACCAAAAGAACGUCAACGCGAAGAAUCCAAGAAACGGAAAGAGAAACGAGAACGAAGACGUGAAAGAGAGAAACAGCGAAUAAUUAAAGAGGAAGAAAAUAGUGUAGAUCUAGAUGAGGCUGGACGGGCAUUAGAAGCUCAACUAAUGAGCGAUUCGGACCAUAAAAUAAACAACAACGAAAUUUCUAAAGAGCUUAAAACAGACGAUGUGUUUCACUUCACAGAUGAUGAUAUCAAACAUCAUGAUUCAAGUAAGAAGAAAAAGAAGAAGAAACGCACGAAAGAAGAGAGAAAACAUCACCAUAACCAUCAUCAUUAUGAUAAUAUAAUAAAAGAAGAACCAAUUGAUGCUAAUAUGGAGACUGCAAGUCAAUUCAACAACAAUAACAAUACUAAAAUGAAUCUGGAUGUUGUAUGUGAAGAUGUUAUUAAGCCUUCAGUGCCGUCACUAAUUAUUGAUGAAACUAGUAAGGUUGAAUCAAAUCCUCCACAACUUUUGUCACCUGUCUCGCAAAUAAAGAAGGAAUCAAAACCGAAACCUGAAAUGACAAUCCCUGGUUUUGGUGGAGUUCCAAUCGAUGAAACAGUUCAUGAAAAAGCUGUUAUGUCAAUUGCAGCUGAACUGGAAAAGAAGCCUAUUGUAAUAAAGGAGGAAGUUUCAAAUGUACCUGCUGAAACAACAACUACCAUUCAUGACAAAAAGUCAUCAAAAACAGAGAGUGAAAAACCUGAAGAGAAAUCACGUGUAAUUAUCUCACAAGAGGAAACAGAAGAUGCUGUUGCAGCAUUGUUGGGAGAAAGUUUCAGUAUGACACAUGAAGAUUAUAACGAUCCAUAUGACGUCCCUAUUGUAAGUGCUGACAAUGACAUCCCAGAAAGUAUUGAAGAUCUUUCAAUAAUUCCACCAGAAGAAGAUGAGGAAAUGAAAAAGGCAAUUAUGAGCCUUAAUUCCGAAAUUGAGCGAAAAAUUGAUACGCCACAAUCAGAGCACGAUCUUCAAAUUGAUACUGACACAGAAGAUCCUGUGGAGGAAGAGAAUUUAAGUAAUCCUCAGUUGUCGUUCGAUGAACCACCCAAAACUCCUGAUGUAGAAGUAGCUCCAACUGAGAAAGAGAAACUAGACAUUUCAGAUUCUUCAGAAAAAUCUUUAAAGAUUGAUGAAGAACCUACAAAAGAGGUAUCUCAGUUAAAUGAAGCAUUAAAAUCAAUUAAAGAACCAGAAAAGGAAAUUAUACCGAAACCAGUUGAGAAGGUGGUUGAAGAGGUUAAAAAGGAAGAGAAAAUUGUGGAAAAAGUAGAAAAGGUAGCAAAAUCAUCUACUGUUCAUAGAUAUGAACCACCCACAAUAACUAUUCCAACUGAACAACAAUUAUCAUCGUUUAAUGAUAAAUCAUCUCCAAGAAAACAUCAAUCGAGUCCGACGAAAAUCAAUCCAUUGUAUAGUCCAAUUACACCUGCUAUUGGAAAAGAUUCGCAGAUUAAUAUUUUCACUAUGAAUACAUCAAAUACACCUACAAUUAUUUCUCCGACACAAAGUGGGCCUAAAAUUAUUGCAAUUCCAAAUAAAGCUGAAAAUAAGACGAUAUUGAUACACACUUCAAAUGUCCAAACUCCACAACCACUGCAACAACAUUCUCCUCAGUCUAACAAUGUUCCAAAAGUUAUUACACCAAUCAUAACACCUGUAAUUGAAAGUAAGGAGCCUAUUCCACAGCCGCAGAAUAUUCAAGUAAUUCCAAAGUUCACUCAAAUAACAGUGCCUGAAAGAAAGGUAGAAAUAAAACCAGUAAGUGUGGUGCAAAAGCCCGUGACGCAACCAAAUACAAUUCGUCAAUCCCAAAUUAUUUAUCCACCAACAACUAUCAACUCUGCUCAUGUUGUUCAGACUAAGAAUGUUCAACUAGAUGUUCCAGUUGAGCCGAAAGAGAAAAUCAAUCAAUGGCAACCAGAGCCUAAUACAGUCAUACAGAAAGUUGAAGAUAGUAAAAAGGAAGACGAAGUCGCAGUUCAACAAGAAAAGGUUGUUGAGAAACCAUUGGAAAAGAAGGAAACUUUAUCGGAAACUUCCCACGAAGAUGAUGAAACUGAAGGAAGUUCACUUGAUAACUCAAUAGAAAAAGAAAAUCCAAACUUUAAGAAAAAUAGGGGUGGUGGUAAGCAACGUGGAAGAAAAGGUGCUAUUGCUCAAUCACCUCCACGAGUUCAACAGCCUAUUCAAGAGGAAGUGCCGUCUUCACCUCAAACUAGACGUGGUGGGAAGACAGCAAAUGCAGCAAAACGUGGUCGAGGUGGAAAAACUACAAAUCCAAAGAGUAUUGUGUUUACUCCACAACAGUCAUUGCCUUUAUCACCGCCAACAUCCGGACCUAGACAGCAAAAGAUUUCAGAAUCGGAUGUUUAUGAGUUCCACGAUGAUUCGGGUGAAGAAUUAAUAAAAUCUGCAGAUCCAAGACCACGUUUGAUUAUGACGAUUAAGAGUACAGCUUCAACGACAUCAACUGUUACUCAGCCUGUCACUACACAAUCUACAAUUAUUCAGAGUACAUGCUCAGUAACACCAGUUGUUUCAACAGUUACGACAAGUACUACAGCUGUAUCAAAUAAUCCCAUCGUACCACAACCGACAGUUAUUGAGUCACCUCCAGAACAUUUGAUUCCACCUUCUCCAUCACAGCCACAAAUUUCAUCACCAGCUCAUCAUCCUGAUGAAUUUGUUCAGCCUGGUAAUACAAGAAAAUCAAAAAGAUUACUUGAGAAGGAUGGACCAAGAACUUCUGUUGAUGAUACAAUUGAUGAUGUUAUUCGAAAUUCAAUGCCUGCAAUUUUAUCAAAUAUGGCUAAUGCAAGAACAAAUCGAGUAACAAGACAAAAUCCAGUUCCACAAGUAAACGUUGUGCAAAGCAAUCUUCCAAUAAAUCCACAACCGAUAACACAACCAACAGUUCCUAUUCCAAUUGAGACUAAGAAACAGACACGUACAAAUAAAAAGCAAAAGGAUAGAAAGGCUUCAGAAACAUCUGAAAGUGAAAAUGAAAAGAAGGAUGAAAAGUCAAAUGUUGUUGUUACAACUAUGCAGCAAGUUAUUCCACCAGUUGAAGCAGAAAUCAAGCCAAUUUUAAUUAAAGCUCCAAUUCAGCCAGAACCACCUAAAAUUAUUCAAUUACCUACACAGAUCUCCGUCACGAAACCACAUCAGGAAAUGCUACCACCGAAAAAAGAGGGUACAGAAUUAUUACAACUUAUUGAUCCAGUAACAGGUGAAUUACAAAAGAUGACGCAAAGCAAGGAAGGUCAAUAUGUUCCUGUGUCAGAUAAUAGAACGACAAUAUUACAGCAACCACCUACACAAACAGUCGUUGUUACUCAAUCGGCACCAAUUAUUGUCUCACAACCUGCUCCAGCUAUUGUUCAGCCAGUAUAUCAUAUUGAGCAAACUAAAUUGCACCAUCAAAAUCAUACAAUUCAACAGCCAAAUCAUCCUAUGCCUCAAAAUCAUCCAUUACAACAACAACAACAAAAUCAUUCAGUUCUGCAGCAUCAACAAAGUCAUUCAGUUUUGCAAACUCAUCCUUUGCAGCAGCAUCAAGAUGAGAAGAAGAUAAUUCCACCACCUUCAAUGCCUCAUAAUGUUAUUAAGGUAUCUUCACCAGUCGUUAUCGAACCUCCAAAAUCUUCAAUUAUAACGGAACCACCGCAUGUAAUAAAGCCUGUAAUUACACAAAAUCCACAAGCAAUGGCUUGCAAACCUUUGAAAAAUUACAUUUACAACACACAACCAAUUGGAAAACCUCCAGUCUCUGUGGUCAAUACAUCGAUUCCAAAUACGCCCACAACAGUUAUAUCAUCUCAGAAUAUUGUUAAAAUGAAUGUUCCAUCAGGAAAUGUUCAGCAACCGCCAACAAUUUAUAAUUUGGGCAAUAUCAUUCCACCAAAUGUAAACAGUACAAAAUAUGUUGCACAGCCACCAACGCAAGUUCAACAGCAACAAAAAACUAUUGUUAUGCAGCCACACAGUCAAACAACUAUUAUUCAUCCAGUUCCUCCACAUACUACUGUGUCAGGAAUGCCGCAUCCUCAAAAUAAACCGCAAAUUAUUCAUCAAAAAAUACCACCAAAUACAUCACAACCUCAAAUUGUUAUACAUCCACAAGCCCAUCAAAUGCCUUUAAUUACGAAUCAACAGCAUGGAGCUGGAAAUUUAAUGAUAAAUAUUCCAAAUUCAACAAGUGGAAGUCCAAGCAUUCCAUCGCCAUCUCGAAUGACAGUUAAGCAAGUUAUUCAAAGAACGCUUCCAACUCAACAGAUGCCUCCAUCAGCUACAGUUGUCGUAAAAGCGACACAACAGCCAACACAGCAUACACAUACUGUAAUAUCGAGUCAGGAAGGACCAAAAGUAACACAACAAGGAGUUAGAACAACUUACAUUCCACCUGGAACGAAAAUUGUUAAUGCACCAGUUGGAUAUAGUGACAAUCGUGAGGUGAUAUUUGUUGAAGGCAAACACAAGAUGUUUCCAAAUUAUCAAACAAAAUAUGCUCCACAUCAGCAGUCACUUCCAUCUCCAACGCAAUCAAAACCACCUCAACAGAUUGUUCAGCAAAUUCAUCAAGGACCAAUGCAGCAACAAUCACAGCAGCAAACUAAAAUUAUUGAGAAGAUUCCAAAUCAGCCACAAGUUAGCGUACAGCACAUUCCCAUGCCAAUUUCGCAUCAACAGAAAGUUUAUAUAACAAACUCGGGACAAGUAAUUUCUAAUAUUCCAAUUACAUCACAACCACAUGAGGUAGUUCAGAAUGAUAGACAGCAAUGGGUAGCACAUGAGAAAGCGCCAUUAAAACGAUACGUAAUGGAAUAUGAGGAUCAUCAGAGAGCACAACAACAACAACAUCAAUCUCAGCAGCAACCGUCACAAAUGGCACAAGCAUCUCCAAUUCCUAGAAAGCAGACAUAUGUGAUUGAGACACCAAGUGGACAUCCACCUCAGCCAGUUCAUCAUGCACCAACAAUUGUUAAUCAUCCAAGUAAAACGAUUAUUGGAUUGACUCAGCCACCUCAAAUUCUAACUGGUGCUGUUGCCUCUCCACCAUUAAAGGCACACAUCGGUAGUCAACAACCAAUCGUUACAGGUGCAAGUAGUUCAAGGAUUGCAAUUCCAACAGUAAGUCCAAAGGAUCAACAUAUUCCACCAAGGCAUUAUCCUCCUGAAGCUUUUGAGGAUUCAGUUAUGCGUCCACCAUAUUUGAUGACCAAAUUAUAUCCGCAACCGACAAUGUAUAUGCGAGGAUCGGAAUAUGGUCGACUUCCAAUACCUCGAAUUGGAAUGCCAGGCACAACAGAACAACAAAGGGAAUUGCCAGAAAUUGAAGAACCAAGAGCUGCUAGUCCUCCAUUAGAAUUACGACGAACAACAUCAAUGCCGUUACAAAGUCCUAGCGAUAGAAUAACUGAUUCACCAAUGAUGGCUCCAUUAUAUCUAUCACCUCGAAUACCUCAACCAUAUUUCUAUGAAGGCGAGGCAAUUAAACCAUUACCAAAUACAGAACCACCACCUGCUCACCGUCCUCAUCCGACAUCUACAACUGUCUAUGCAGGACAACAACAAACAAUUCAACCAAAUUUGACCCACGUACAACGUGAGCGAGAGCAUCGUGAGAAGGAUGAUGCUGUUAAAAUUGUGUAUACACCGCAAGGUCCACCUACUCAAAAUCUCGUUGCGCCAGUAACAAACCAAAGACCAAUUCAACUGGCUACUCCACCAAUUGCAAGUCAAGUACCACCACAUGCUGAUACAUUAUCGAGGUUACUUGAACGUUAUCCACUCAUGUGGCAAGGAUUAUUGGCUCUUAAGACUGAACAGGCUGCUGUACAAAUGCACUUUGUGCAUGGAAACAAAAAGAUUGCAAAGGCUGCAUUGCCAAUUAAUGCUGAUCAUACAACACCACCAUUAAGAAUUGCACAACGUAUGCGAUUAGAACCAUCGCAAAUUGAUGGAGUCGCUAGAAAAAUGACGAUUGAAGAUGAACAUUGCGUGUUACUUGCACUACCAUGUGGCUUCGACUACAGUGACGUACUAAGGCAAACCGAGAAUCUUCAAGUUAGUUUCAUCAACUAUCUUCAAUUAAAACAGGCUGCAGGUAUCAUAAAUAUCGCAGAUCCAGGAAGUCAAAAUGCAUCUUAUGUCGUUCACAUCUUUCCAUCAUGUGAUUUUGCGAAUGAUAGCUUACAACGCAUUGCGCCUGAUUUGAUGUUCAAAGUUGCUAAUAUUGCUUAUUUGCUUAUUGUCAUUGCAACCGUAUAAGAACCAAAAACAAAACUCCCCGAUGAAGACUUUAACCUGAAUGUGACACUAUCGAAACUUAAGUACUAGAUUCGAAACAAAAAAAUCCCGAUUAUGACGAAUUUAAAAAUUAAAGAAAAAUAUUGAAAAAUUAUGAUGAAUGAAGAAAAAGGAUAUUGACAUUUAUCACACACAAACAUAUAGAUACACACACACGUACAUAUAAUAAACACUAAAUAAAUGGUGAAAAAAGAACACUCAUACAUGGAAAACAUACACACACACACACACAUGCGCGUAUAAUAAAAAGUAAUAAAUUAUCAACAAAAAAAUGAAAAGAAUAUAAACCUUGAUCUCAUGAAAUUCAUUUUUUUAUUAAAAAAAAAUCUUAAAAAAGUAAAGUAUGAAAAAAAUUGUUAAAAUAAAGAAGUUAUAAAUGGAAAUGGAUUGGAUUAGAGUAAAGGUUUAUUGAAAUGCUAAAAAAAUAAAUUUUUUUUGAGGAAACAGUGAAGAUAAGUUUUAAAAAAAAAGAGAGUAAAAAAUGUUAAAUGGCGAGAAAUAAUAAUAAUUAAUUAUAUUAAUGAUAAUGAUAAAAAAAGAAUAAUAUUAAUAAAUUUAUAGUAAUAGUAAUGAUAAAGAAAUGUUGCAUAAGUUUUUAAAUUUCUGUGAUUUUUUUCAAAAAAUAUGAGGGAAAAACUUUAAAAAAAAGAGUAAAAUAAAUUAAUUAUUUCAUAAAACGGUGGUGUUUUUCGUAUAUGGCAAGUUGAUAUAUGUCCCUUAGACUAUCUUAUGUCGAAUAAAUUCCAUCUUUAUUUCGUAUUAUUAUAGCUUUGGGGACUAUAACAAUGAUCCAUAUAGAAAUUCAUCUUUUUUGAUCGAUUUCCAGGAGAUUGUUGAAGCUUUCACCAACUUACUAGAUAAUCACUGAAACUCUUUAAACUUUGGUUAAUAAAAUAUUACAAACCCUAAGUCUUACAACAUCUUCAACAGUCGAGUUGGAAAUCGAGAGAAUUUGGAGCUGAAAAACUUUUCUGGCUUGAUUUGAAAAUUCAGGUUAACUUUAGUUCUGGUCCUGAAAUGCUAGGUCUUUUCAGUGCUGGGAAUGAAAACUUUAUAAUUUAAAGUUGUUCACAAAAAAGUGGCAAUAAGAUUUAAAUUGACUACUUAGCAUUGUGGUGCUGCUUGGUCCGUGUAUUGACAAUAGCAACGCCAUUGCCAUAACUAGUCAAUCUAAAACUCAUUGUAGCUUUAUCGGAAGGCACACUGCGUAAAAUAGACAAAAAAUGUGGUGACAGGACGGCAUGAAUGUGGCACGACGCUAGAUUUGGUGAAAUCCCUCGUUUAUGCUGUCCUGAACAACAUUUUUUACCAUUUUUAAACCGUGUGCUUUCCAGGUCUAAUUUAUGAAUCAAACCUUUGUGAACUGAGAUUUGUUUAAAAGCUUUCUACAUGGGAAAUGCUUAAUAAACUCUCAUGAAGAUUCACAUCCAGCCAUAAAAAUUCAUCAACUCUAGAGAAAAAAAAAAUUUAAAGUGGAAAUUAAAAGUAUUAAAAAGUCAAGCCCGUGUGAAUAACUGAUCACUCAAAUAUGCCGAUAUUCGUCAUUUUUUGAUUCUCAUGAAGCAACGGGAUGAACUUGACUAAUUUCAAGUUUCUUUUACUGUUUUUCUUCGAAUUAAAAAUAAGAAAAAGAUUCUUUCAUGAAAAAUAGAAAUGAUGAAAAAUUAAUGAUUGAAUUUCUUUUGUUUUCCGUCACCUCAAAAAAAGAAAAAUGUGAAAAAGAAUUGAAAAAUUGUUGAAUCAUUAAAAGUUGUUUUUAUUAUUUUUAAUAUUAUUAUUUUAACUUAAUAAUGUAAAUAAAUGUAAUUUUUAUUACACAAGAAAAAGAAUAAUGGACAGACGAGGACGAGGAAAGUCUUAUAAAUUGGAUUAUAAAAAAAAAGUUCUAGAUUGUGACUGAAAACAAAAGAAAUUUGGAAUGUCAUCAACCAAGCUUGUAACAAAGAAAUGAAUUGUUGGUGAUUAUCUAAAGAAGAAAAAAGUUUUUAAAUAAUGUAAAUAUAACUUAACUUAAUUAAGUUGUUUUUAGUUGCAUAGAUCACAAUGGACAUAAAACACUUAGGCUAAAAUACACAUUUGACGAAAUGGUACGAAAAAAAAAUUAAGAAAUAAAUUGAUUCAUUUCGAUUGAACGAUGUGACAGAAAUCAUCGCCGAUGAGUGAUGAAUGAAUCAUUCACAUUUUCUCCUAAGAUGAUGAAUAAAUUUCCCCAAAAACCUAUAAAAAGUGAAAAGAAAAACAAAAAUUUCAUUUUCCCAAACCUUUUUUGGCUUUAUUGCUAAGAGGUAUCGAGUAGGCAACUGUUUAAGGUUUGUGGCGCCAAAAACUAAGUUCCAAAAAAAUAAAGUUCAGAUUUUGGAGUUUCCUGUAUAGUUUGAGACUAAGAUUAGCACAAAAUAUCAUAAACUACAUCAGUUGCUCCUUAGUCUAGAUUUUGAGAACCUUACAUUUGCUAAGCCACUACUCACUCAGAAUAAAUUAGAGCAUUUCUUAACAACUUUCCCAGUUAACCUCUAUCUUCAAAAAUAUCUGGCUUUAACCUUAUUGUUUAGCUAUCAAAAUCAAGUUGAUUUCAUUCUCACGUGUUCAAUCGUCAUGCUACACGAUGGAUUGUUUGCAAAAAAUUCUAAAAUUUACGAGAAAUCAUGGAGUUUGAG